Messenger RNA from Gavia stellata (red-throated loon), 3303 nucleotides. RefSeq lists its product as uncharacterized. Gene Ontology annotation, molecular function: guanyl-nucleotide exchange factor activity. The record is from RefSeq and is a predicted model, not a curated record. The transcript has 8 exons. Gene Ontology annotation, biological process: positive regulation of Rho protein signal transduction. Lineage: Eukaryota; Metazoa; Chordata; Aves; Gaviiformes; Gaviidae. The coding region runs from base 1 to 3303 and encodes 1100 amino acids.
AUGCAUCCACUAAAGAACCUAGACACUCAUAUUUUUUCUGGGGACUUCCACACUCUAGACUCCUGCCACACAGGCAAGGCACCUUUGGCCAGUCCUGUGGAAAACCGGAUGUAUCGGAGCGUGGAGAACCUUCAUUGGGCAACAGUUGCUGACUCUGGGCUUUAUUCUCACUGCCGGAGCCUGGAUAACGAGAUCAUCUUUCGCUAUAGAGGCACCAGUCAGUGGACAGAAGGCUGUGUGGAUGUGGCCCCAGUACAGAGCACAUCGGACUCUCUGAGAAAUCUUUCUUUCCAUGCUAAAGAGACAUCUCGAUCAGCACAGAAUGCACUUCUCCCUCCCUUUGCCAAAGUGCCUCAGUGGCUUUUCCCUUCUGCAGAGGAGAGAGCCCUACAUGGGGAUGCCAAAAAAGAGCUGAAGGAGAAGCUGAGGCUGCACAGCAGUAAGGUGGCAGAACCCUGCAAGCCAGUGCGUCCACAGGCAGCCCUGCCUGACCUGAUGGCCCAGGAUGUUUUGGUGGAACACACUGCCCUCAAGCACAGCCUCACAGGGAGGCAAAGACUGUGUUUUGCACACAGGAUCAUCAGUCCAGAAGACAUCAAGCAGGAGGCUCAGAGGAGGCUUCAGCUCCAAAGGCAGAAUAGCUCUCCCAAUUUGCCCCUUCAGCAUGCCAGGGAAAGCCAUGAGAUGGCCAAAUCUAGAACAGCAGAAAUCCUGGAACAAUAUAGUGGGGAAACAGAUAUCAAAGCCACAUUGGGACAGAGCAAGAAAGGCCGCUGCAAAGGGAGGCUCUACAUACCCACGUUUGAGGAAUUCAAACAAAUGAGAAGUAAGGAGGCAAAUUCAUCUGCCAGCAGCAGUGGGCCAACAGAGUGCUUGAAUAAGGGUCUGCCUGCAAACCAGACCCUGGAGGAGGAGAACAAUAAGAACAUCUGUCCAGAAGCUCUGGGGACCAAAGCUGUGAAUGAAGCUGCUGUCACAGCAGAGGAUGACGAUGAUGUGUUCCAUGAAAACUACACCUCUGCUGGCUUUUCCCAAUAUCCAGCCACAUGGGAUGGUUUCAGAAUGAGCAGCCCUGAGGUGAAGGACAGAACCUUCCAGAUCUCCAGCCCGGAUAGAUCCCUGGUCCCCGUUUGCUCUAGCCCUAUUCCACGAUCACCUUUGCAGGCAGUAGCAAUACACAGACCUGGGCAGGAGAUCUUCAGUGAUGAGCAGCAGAAAGGAGAGACAAGACAAUUAAAUGAUGUCCUCCACCUUGCAGGGCAGUCGCUGGCUUCUGAAGCCCAGUCCUCUUGCUGUUCAUCGCUGCUGUUAGAAGCCACAGACUUAUCAAGCUAUGGAGCUAAGCUACAAAAAAUGAAGGAUGAAUUCAUAGGUUCAGCCCUGGAACUUAUUAAGAAAAGCUGCAAUGCUGAGACAGCUGCCAAAUCCCCCUCCAAGGGACGAUGUGAUGUGAGGAAAGCUGAUCUCCCACCUCCAGAGGACAGCCAGCAGCCCACAGCGAUGUCCAUGGCAACAGAGACCUGGGAGGACAAGCCAAGCAAUGAGACAUCCAGCGACACUGCACCUGCAGGGAAUACCCCCAGUCCUGGCUGCCGCCGAUCCAGCUCCGACAUCGUCCAUGAGAGCACGGAUGGUGCCAAGGCCCAGCGGGAGUGUCGGCUGCGGCCGCACUUCAGUGACCCUAUGCCGACAGACUCGGUGAAGAGGAAGCAGCUGGAGCUGAAGAUUGCAGCUGCAGCACGCCAGCACGCACAGAAGCGCCGGCAGGAGCGAGACUAUGGUACCCACAUUCUGCACACUCAGAGGGGCUUUGAUGAGACCCGCCGCGCCCCACGUGGCUCCCUCCGCUCCAGACGUCAUUGGAGCAAUGUCAGCAGCCUGAGCACGGACAGUGGGGUUGUUGGCAUGAACGAUGUCCGGGAUGACCUGGAUCCCAGCGAGGCCAACCGGACCAAGUCAGCAGACGUGGAGAGGGCAGAUAGUGGCAUUGGCCAGAUGCCAGCCAGAAAGUGGAGGAACAGGGCGUCUGAAACGCUGAGCUCCCUGCAAGCCUGGGAAGCCCACCGUCCCUGCACUGACUGUGGAGAAAGGGACCUCCCGAGGCGGGCUGACCUCUGCGAGAAGUGCCGCAAGCGCAGGACAGAGCGCAAGGAGUCUGUGCUGGAGUUUGUCAACACGGAGGCCAGCUACGGAGAGGACCUGCGCAUCAUCAAAGAGGAGUUCUACCUCCCCAUGCAGGCAGCUGGUCUACUGAGCCAGGAGCAGCUCCUGGGCAUCUUCAGCAACAUCCAGGAGCUCAUUGACCUCAACGAGAACUUCCUGGAAGUACUUCAGGAAGAGAUUGAUCAGGCCUUUGACCAGGGUGAUGAUGACCUGAUGACCGUGUGCAUCGGCGAAAUAUUUCUAGAGUUCGUCAACAUGCUGCCAGCCUUUCAGACCUACUGUCUUCAGCAGUCCUCCUCUGUAAAUAUGCUCAACGCGCUGGAGAAGGAGAAAGAGUUGCUGAGAAUAUUCCUCAACGUCUCCCAGAAUGACAACACAGCACUGCGGCGGAUGAACUUGAGGUCCUUCCUGAUGGCCCCUUUGCAAAGAGUCACCAAGUACCCACUGCUGCUCAGCAGAAUCAUCAAGGCCACCACCGAGUACCACCCAGAUCAUGGCAGCCUGCGGGAGGCCAAGAGCCGCAUCGAGUCCCACCUGGAGCACAUCAACAUGAAAACCAAGCAGGAGGGGAACACGUGGACCCUCCGCUCCUUUCGCCAGGACAGCAAGAAGAAGAGGGAAGUCAUCAACAUCGAGAUGAGAGAAACCGCCCUCAAAACUGUAGGUUGGCUGCGGGAGGAAACACGAUUUGUGAUGGAGGGGUCUCUGCAGCUGGCCCAGCCCCCUGAUGGCCAGUGGGUGAAGAAAGGCAGCAAGACUCUCAAGUUCCAGAACAUGCAGGUCCUCCUCCUGGUGAACAUGAAGCGUGUGUCCGAGUCCAGCCUGGAGUCAGCCGAGCCAGGGCCUGUGAAGGAUGCUGUGCUGGUACUCAUCAGGGACAAAAAUAACGGGAAGUUCCAUUUGCUCAGGGAGCCUUUGAGGCUGAGUAAUUGCAUCGUCUCCACGGAUCCUGACUGUGAUGACACCUUUGAACUCAUUGAGAUCAGGCGGGAGGCGUUUGUGUUCCGGGACAGCGACCAGGCACGGACUCACCACUGGUUCAGGCAGAUCAGGCGGUACUCAAGGGAGCUGGGCUCCUGGAAGAAGCGGCGAAACGCGCUACCCAACAUCAUGAUCAGCACCCCUCACACCAGGCCCUGA